AAGCUACUGCUGAAAGUUCUAAUAUUAUACAACCUCCCAUUGUCACUAUGGAAGUUGACCAAACAUCUGAUACUACACUUUUACCUCUUGAUAAAGAGAAAACUAAAGAAACUGAUACAGUUACUGAAAUUAUAAUCAAUAAUAAAAAAGAUGAAAUAAAUGUUAACAAUCUUUUUAACGCAUCUGAAAUACUAUUGACAUUACCUCAGUAG
This is a messenger RNA of Funneliformis mosseae, 212 nucleotides long. The record is from the annotation of a GenBank genome assembly. Lineage: Eukaryota; Fungi; Glomeromycota; Glomeromycetes; Glomerales; Glomeraceae.